Messenger RNA from Orcinus orca (killer whale), 2127 nucleotides. It is a transcript of the gene PHOSPHO1, whose product is annotated as phosphoethanolamine/phosphocholine phosphatase 1. NCBI's taxonomy places the organism in Eukaryota, Metazoa, Chordata, Mammalia, Artiodactyla, Delphinidae. The transcript is spliced from 4 exons. Gene Ontology annotation, biological process: bone mineralization involved in bone maturation. Gene Ontology annotation, molecular function: phosphatase activity. The coding region runs from base 181 to 1215 and encodes 344 amino acids. The record is from RefSeq and is a predicted model, not a curated record.
CCUUCUCUCUCUACUCUAGCCUGCAGAAGCUCAGAGGUCCUGUCCCCCUUUCCUCUGAGGGACCCUUUUUGGUGACCACAAAAGGUUUUGAUCACUCAGGACAAAGCUAGCAGAGGAGCUCUGGACGACAGCUGGAGGCCAACAGUCCCUACAGGUGGUGCCCAGGGUGAUGUACUGACCAUGAGCGGGUGUUUUCCAGUUGCUGGCCUCCGAUGCCUAUCUAGGGUAUGUCGUGGCCUGGUGUGGGAGGCUCCGACUUCCCCAAGCCCCACUGCUUCUCCUGCUGCCCGCUUGCUUCGGACUCUCACAGAAACCCCACCUGCUGACAAGUUCCUCCCAGGGAAUUGGUCUUGGAUGUGCCAGCGCCUCUGGCCGAGGCCCGCUAACCAGCCUCUCCCUGGCCGGCUCCCGCCGCGCCCCCUCUCGCUUGCUCCCUCCUCUCUCCCCUGCUCCCAGGACGGCGGGAUGGCUGCGCAGGGCGCACCGCGCUUCCUCCUGACCUUCGACUUUGACGAGACUAUCGUGGAUGAAAACAGCGAUGACUCCAUCGUGCGCGCCGCGCCGGGCCAGCGGCUGCCUGAGAGCCUGCGUGCCACCUACCGCGAGGGCUUCUACAACGAGUACAUGCAGCGCGUCUUCCAGUACCUGGGCGAGCAGGGCGUGCGGCCCCGGGACCUGCGCGCCAUCUACGAGGCCAUCCCCCUGUCGCCCGGCAUGGGCGAGCUGCUGCAGUUUGUGGCCAAGCAGGGCGCCUGCUUUGAGGUUAUUCUUAUCUCAGACGCCAACACCUUUGGCGUGGAGAGUGCGCUGCGCGCCGCCGGCCACCACGGCCUGUUCCGCCGCAUCUUCAGCAACCCGUCGGGGCCCGACGCUCGGGGGCUGCUGGCGCUGCGGCCCUUCCACGCGCACAGCUGCGCUCGCUGCCCCGCCAACAUGUGCAAGCACAAGGUGCUCAGCGACUACCUGCGCGAGCGGGCCCACGACGGCGUGCACUUCGAGCGCCUGUUCUACGUGGGCGACGGCGCCAACGACUUCUGCCCCAUGGGGGUGCUGGCAGGAGGCGACGUGGCCUUCCCGCGCCGGGGCUACCCCAUGCACCGCCUUAUCCAGGAGGCGCAGAAGGCCGAGCCCAGCUCCUUCUGCGCCAGGGUGGUGCCCUGGGAAACCGCCACCGAAGUGCGCCUCCAUCUGCAACAGGUGCUGAAGACGUGCUGAGGACGUGGCCUGCAGGGGGCACCCGGGCGGGGAGGGGGUGAGGGGGUGGGGGUCGGGAAAGACACACCUAGCUUUAUUACCCCCUUUCCCUUUCGCUUUGUUAUGAUCCUCCGGGAAUUUCCGGAAUCCUAGGUUCGUCCAUUUGGGGACAGAAAGAGGGAGUUCGGAGCUGUCCCCGUCUAUGCAGUUAACCCAGCUCUGCUGCCUCCCCCAGUUCCACUGCAAGCAAAUUCCGGAGUCUGCCCCACCCGGGUGGUGCGCAUACCUGAGCAGGCAGCAGCGUUUCCAAAAACCUGGUCCUCCCAGCUGUGAGGAAGGGGUUCCCUGGCGGGGUAGAACAUCUCCCGCUGCGUUGGUUUAGUUAAACCAACUAAACCUUUAACUAAAGGUUUAGUUAAACCUUGGGCUGCAUGACCUCCCACCCCCAGUCUUCUGUCAAGGGGACCCAGGCCCUGCACUCUCCACCACCCCCUCCCCCGCACCGGACUCCCCGCGGAGAGGGGUGGCUCUCUCUGCCGAUGGUCCCAGGCCUAGAUCUUGUUUUACCUACUGUGACCCUACACUGUACUCCUGGCCUCCCUUCCCCCCCAACCCUGUCAGCAUCCCCACAGGAAAAAAAGCCAGAGGGCACAGACACCUCCUUGUGGUCGAAUGAGGUAGCACACUGUCCGGGGCUCGGGUCUGGCCAGCCAGGGACCUCACAGACCCCGAAGAUAUCUCCUCGCACCCCAGCCUCGUCUAUGCAGCAAGAAACCAGGGACUUAACCAAAGUUGCCCCGCCGACUGGGCCCUCUGAGUCCCCCUUCUCCCGUAUGGAACAGAAAGCCAUGAUGUUUUAAAGCAGAGCCAGCGGAAACCCAAGGCCCUCCUCCCUCUUUUGGUGUUUCAGAGCUAUAAAGGAGGUGAAGGGGC